AAAAUUAUUUCGAACGCCAACAUUACAAAAAUUGUCGUUCGAAAUGUCACCUUGAAAAUUUUCGUUCAUGGAUAAAUAAAUGAUUUAGAAAAUAUUGUUCCGAUCCAAAAUUCGAAGCGAUCCUUCCAAAAUGGCUGAGCCAAACAAUAACCAGAUGGCUUUUUGGGAAGCAAUGAAGGAGAAAUACGAGCGAAGGAACGAAAGUUUGAAACAGCAAGAGGUAUGCUUGAAGAAGAGACUGGAGCAGUUGCAAGAGAUAAUGGAGAAGCAGAAGGCAGGAGAUGAUUAUGACUGCGUCCCUGAAAAACUGGAAAAGCCGAGUUUGGUGCAGUGCUGGGUUGAGAAAGGAAAGAACUUGAUAUUGGGCAGUUGCAAGUGUGGAGAUCCUAAAGUUGGAGAGGAUUUGUUGUGCGCCUGUCAUAUCACAGAUCCCAAAGCUCCACUCAACGUAGACUCCAAUCAGUGUCCUUUACAAGUACCUGAAGCAUCAGAUGGAUGUUCGAACCCUUCCUGUGACUUCUACGUCAACAAUCAAGGAAAAAUAGACGAGAACCCAAGCACUUUCUCCCUGAAAACUACAGACAUCUAUUACAUGGACAAACUCGCCGAUUUAGUGAAAGCAGAGAAGAACAUGCAACAAAAAAUUGAAGAUUUAGAGAAAAGAGAACAUUCCUACCUCAACGCGAUACACGAUUUACGUGAAGCUAUGAAGAAACAGAAGAAACCAGACCCGAUGAACGAAGAAUUCAAGAGACUAACCGAAGGUUUGGAGGAAGAGAACAAAAAACUGAGAAACGAACUAGAAGAUUUACGCCUGGAGCUCAAACACUGCUUCGAACGUGUCGAAGGGCCUUUAAGAAGAAGUUUGGAGGACCAGCGGGAUAAGUGCGCGAAGUUAGAAAGCGACAUAAAGGACCUCCAGGUCAAAUCCAAGAUGAAAGAGGAUUUUUAUCUCAAACAGAUCAACGAAGUCAAAGCUAAACUCUGCCAAGCUUGUUGCACGAUGGUAGACCUCAACAGCGUCAACUCCAAAUUAAAAAACGACUUGUGCUGUCUCACGAAUAAAUGCACCAGCUUGGAGGAUGACCUGUUGAAGCAGCAAAUGAAGGAAGCAGAAAAUAUACUGAAAUUCAAGAGUGCUUUGGCUAAGAGAAAGGCGAAGAGUAAAGUACAAGCAAAAGGCGACGAAUCUGAAGAUUUGGGUCAUAUAGCCAAGAAAUUAGGAGAUACCUUGAAGGAGGUUUGUCCAUGUGUGUCAGAUGUACCUUCGGGACUUACAGAAACUGCUGAAAACAUAAGACAGCUAACGGAAUUCGUAGCUGAAAAGGGCGCUCAGCAGAGGAAGAAGAGGAAAGGGAAGAUCCACCAAGUAUCCACUACUUCAUGUUCAUGCGGAAGCGAUCUCAAGGUAUCUAAUACCCAAUCUAAGGUUGAAGAAGUUGUAAGCUGCGUGUGCUCCAAUUCUUCCUUAAGGAUCAGACCGAGGAUUAAUCAAAAAGACUUCGAAGGAGAAGAAGUUACAUGUGGAUGUUCUCCUUCAGAAUCACUUGCAUCCGUACCAAUGAUGAAUAUAAAAGCGACCAAGCAGACUUCUACAGCUCCCAUGAGAAAGACAGCGUCCAAAGGAUGUACUUGUUGUCCUGCCCAAAACGAAUGUGACCAUCCGCUACAGAAAGCAUCGAUCGAUACAGUUUGUUGCUGUUCGGACAUGGACACGAAGAGAACCGGGCCUUCUGAAGAAGUUAUCGCCGUUAAGAACCUGGGUACUUUGAGCAUUCCUCCAGGACAAUUUUCCGUCGGAGCGGGUACCUCAAAGGCUCAUGAUCAAACCUUGAAUAAAUCCAUGAAGGACAAAUUGACUGUGGACACAACAUGCGAUGUUCUGGACAAACCACCGAAGGAUAUACACGUUGUCACGACAAUAGCGAAGACGGGCUCUUUGGAGAUCACCACCGAAGGUCCACCGGGUGUCAUCGAGACCAAAGUCAACUACCUAGCAGACGGAAAGGUGGAGAUAGUUACCAAGCUCGUCGAUCGCCACAAGAUGGAUGAUUACCUAGAUGGUACACUUCUCCAGCUACCUGAAGGUCCUCCGGACUGUACCGAAACUACCUGCGAAGGGCAGUGUGAGGACAAGGCCACAUCGGCUGAUGGUUGCCCCGAAGUAGACUGCAACAAGAGUAAGACUUGUGGGGGACUAUGUGAUGACGAAGAAAAACCGACCGGAGAAAAUCAGGAGAAUUUGGUAGAUAAGGCUGCAAUAGAUCAGAAGAACUCGGCAGAUAUGGGUAAAGUAGAAGCAGAAGUAGACCAGAAUAAAGUAGUAGAUAAGGACGAGGUGAAAACAGAAAAAGAUGCUAACAAUACAACGCCCUACGGAAAAGUUGUGGUGAACAACAAUUUCAUCUUGAUAGGGGCAGGAGAAACACAUCCUUUCAUGACUGGAGAAUGGAAGAACGUCAAGUUCCUAGAAGACCCGAAGGAAGAAGCUUUGCUUCAAGACCUGAUACUCACAGCUAAGCCGAUGAGACGAAAGGUUAACGUUCAUGAAGAUAUCACAAGCGAGCCUGAAUCGUUCAGACUAUCGUCUAGGCAGUCUUUAACGGACGUUGAGACGUAUUCCAAAGAAGCCGAUCAAAUGAAGUCCUCUUGCAGUUUGUUAUAUCCCGAUGUACUCGAAACCAUAAGUGAGGGCGAUGAAGAUCAGACUGAUUCAACUAGAACCGAUAAUGAUGUUUCUGCUGAAGAAGAAGAUACAGAAAGGAGUACGCUUACAGAAGAUUCAUCAGAGAGAAUGGAUGAAGAAUCAAACGUGGACAAACCAGGCCAAUUUUCAACUGCAGAAAUCCUUGUAAGGGAAGGUAUCCUAAGAGCACCUCCUGUGGAGAUCUCCGAAGAAUUUACUCCAUCAGAAACUGAAAUCCAGCUGGGCAGUAGACUACCCCUAGAUGAUCUGGAUCAACAGCGAGCAUCAUCGGCGCCUCAGGAAAUCCAUAGGACCUCACACGAGUCGCUGAAGAACACCAGAAGCUCCACUAGUUGCUUGCAAGUCCCGAAGGAAGGCCAGAUAACUGAGUUUUACGAGAUGUCUCAGAAUAUCAACCUCUUGAGCGGCAAGAUCGUGCUGAGACAGUCCAAAUCCAUGUACGAGAAGAGAGGCAGCACGUCUGAGUAUUUGAGGAUCUGCAAAUCCGCCACCCUAUCGCUGGGCGGUCUGAAGAUCGAUUUGGAGAGGCUGAAGCUGUCAUCGAAGGACCCGAACGUGGGGGAUUUCGGCAUAGCGAGAUUGGAAGAUAGAGGUAGGGUUGUAGCGGAAGACGUUCAGCCCACAACGCAGGCUGUGGUUGAUGUCAAAGCAGAGCUUUGCAGAGAAAUGGACGAGAAGAUAGUGUCGGAGUUGAUGACUGAAGGCUGCACCCCUUUCGACACAUACCAAACCAUCCCCGACCAAAUGUACCAAUGUUACGUAUGCAGCUGUUCGAACCAGAAAGACAAGGAUGAUCAAGAAAAGAAGAACCAACCUCGCAACAACCAAGACCUGGAGCAACGGAUCGACCGUCUCCUCGAGAUAGACCCCCUAGCCGACAAGGCAAGAUCGCCGGCUAUGGAACAAUGCAACUGCGCGAGAAAGAAGCAGGAAGCUCCUCCUGAGAAGAAGUGCAAGUGCGGCGCCGACAAGGAGAAAGCCAUCCCCAAACACCAAGGGGACAAUGUGCAGCACGGUGAAGACUGCACCUGCGUCGACUGCAUCUGCAACCCCUGCAACUUCAAGAAGGCGACUGCGCCAUGCGACUGCGACAAGUGCGACUGCGGCUUCUGCUACAGCAAGAACCUAACCUCGACGGCGAUUUUCGAGCUGUCGAAACCGCCGGAGAUCACCGUGAUGAACGUCAGUCUACCCUGCGACUGCGGGGGAGCGUGUGCCUGCAAUCCCUGCAUGGACGAGAGCAAGAGGCCCAAGCCGCCCUCUAGGGGCCCGUCGAAGACCCAACAGAAAGACACGGCCUGCAAGCGUUGCGCCCAAAUGGCGUCAAAAAAGACGGACAUCGCAGUCGGUUCGUCCAAGAUCAACGUGAACGCCUCCAAGACCGAAGUUUCAGGCACCAGGCUUCCCGACACCUGGAAGAGCGUGGUGAACUGCGCCUGCCUGCCUCCGGACGAGGACAAGAAGGCUGUGUGCGAUUGCAAGACGUGCGAGUGCAAGCCCUGCGGUUACCCGGAGAAGGCCAGGGCGCCCUGCGAUUGCAAGCCAGCCAAGAAGGAGAAGAAGGGCCCUUCAGGUAAUUGCGACUGCGCCCUUUGCGAGUGUCAGGUCUGCGGCGAUAUGGCCGGUAUAGGCGAUUUCGUUAAUAGACCGCCUCCGGCUACUUAUCCGUUCUCGGCCAUGAACUGCGACUGUAAGCUGUGCGAGUGUCUGUUCUGUUCGGACCCGAAGACUAGGGAUAAGGAGGCGCCGCAUGGGGCUUGCGCGUGUCUUCCAAAAUGUCUGUGCGAGCAUUGCCCGGUAAACGCUGCCGCUGGGGAGGUAGGUAGAAAACCAGGCGGUAAAGAAGAAUGCGCCUGUCUACCGAAAUGUCUUUGCGACCAUUGCCCAGUAAAAGGGGCUCAGUCUCCGAUAGGCAAAGAGCUCGGCGUUGCCCCGAAAACUGCGCUGAAAGAAGAAUGCGCUUGUCUACCGAAAUGCCUUUGUGAGCAUUGCCCAGUAAAAGAGGGUCCCAAAGGUCCACUGCACGGCGUUGGCGAGAAACCUGCAGAAAAGGAAAAAUGCGCGUGUCUGCCGAAAUGUCUUUGCGACCAUUGCCCAGUAAACGAGGGUCCACUUCACGGCGUUGGCGAAAAACCUACCGAAAAAGAAAAAUGCGCAUGUCUACCGAAAUGCUUGUGCGACCAUUGCCCAGUAAACGAGGGUUCAGCUCCGCGACCAGCCAAAGACAAAGAGUGCGUAUGCCUUCCGAAGUGCUUAUGCAAACCUUGCCCGGUAAACGAGGAACAAAUAGGGGACGCUACCGAACUCACUUGCGACUGCCAAAAAUGCGAGUGCGAUCCUUGUUCCGACAAAAAACCGCUGGCUAUCAAAAACUUGAAAAGCACACUGCGCAAAAUCGAGCACGAUGAAAAAAUGAAGAAUGUAGCGUACGAUAAAAAGGUGCCUUGCGAUUGCGCUACGUGCGAAUGCCCCACAUGUACCGGUAAAUUCCAGGACAACGAGAAGAGUAAGGGAGAUCACCCGGAAGGCCCUUGUCCUUGUUUACCAACCGACAGGCAAACCAAUGAGCCUAUCGGCGAGUGUAAAAAUUGCGACAUAUGUUGUUCGGACCAAGAGGUGGAGGUAGCAGUCACCGAGCCUUCUCGUAAGCUUAUACCUUGCGAUUGUAAAACGCCAUGCCGGUGUAAACCUUGCCCAGAUCCUAACAUUGGCGGAGGCGAAGAAUGCCAGUUGAUCGGAGACGCCGACAGGGUCAAAGACGAGCUCAGGGGCGUGCUGAACAAGAUAGGGUGCACCUGCGAUCAAGCGGAGGCUGACCUGAAGCCGUUGGUGAAACAAGCUUCGGUCUUCGAGACCACCGUGUCCAAGAUGAAGAUGAAACUGAACAACCUGCAGGAGAAAUGCAAGGAUAAGGAUCGCAUCAUCGACGCCAUGACCGACGAAUUGAAGUUGAGGAGCCAGUCUGGUGUAUUCGCGGAUCUUCUUCACGACCUGGCGCAUCCUAAGGAGAGGUUUACUCCGGACUUCACCAGGACUUACGUGUGUGAUUUCCUGCCAAGGCCUAAGCAUGCCGUAGGGUCUAAGUUGCAGUCUAAACGCAGUUCAGCGUGUCGUUUCGACAACAAGCUAGAGCCUAUCUUGGAGCUCGACAGGUAUCUUCCAGGUGCCAAAGAAGACGCGCACACUUGCCCGAAGCACCAAGACGUCUCGGGUAUGGAGAUAUUAGACAUACGAAGAGUCACCAUCGACAGCAUCCUCAUAAAGUGGCGUGGACCAUCCAACCUUAACGGUGUCACCGGCUAUCAGAUCUUCGUGAACGAUGAGCUCAAAUACAGGGUGCUCAGUCCGAACAGAACAAACGCGGUUAUCGACUCUCUAGAUUUGAGCAGUUCUUUAGAGAUCAUGCUGUUUGCGAUGUGCUAUGCUGGGAGGUGUGAGCCUCCUGCUUUGGCCACGUACAAAAUUUGAAUUGUCUUGUUCGUUGUGUCUUGAAUAAAUGCUUUUCUGUAAAA
This is a messenger RNA of Harmonia axyridis, 6219 nucleotides long. RefSeq lists its product as uncharacterized. Bases 131 to 6175 code for a protein of 2014 amino acids. The transcript is spliced from 2 exons. The record is from RefSeq and is a predicted model, not a curated record. Lineage: Eukaryota; Metazoa; Arthropoda; Insecta; Coleoptera; Coccinellidae.